GCGAUGGUCGCAAGAUGGCGGCGCUGAAGGAGGAUCGGAGCUACGGGCUGUCGUGCGGGCGGGUGAGCGACGGCAGCAAGGUGUCCGUGUUCCAUGUGAAGCUCACCGACAGUGCCCUGAGGGCCUUCGAGAGCUACCGCGCCAGCCAGGAUUCUGUUUCACUGAGACCUUCGAUUCGAUUUCAGGGAAGUCAAGGGCACAUCUCCAUCCCUCAACCCGACUGCCCCGCGGAGGCGCGGACGUUCUCCUUCUACCUCUCCAACAUCGGCCGUGACAGCCCCCAGGGCAGCUUCGACUGCAUCCAGCAGUACGUCUCCAGCCAUGGGGAUGUCCACCUGGACUGCCUGGGCAGCAUCCAGGACAAGAUCACAGUGUGCGCCACUGACGACUCCUACCAGAAGGCGCGGCAGAGCCUGGCGCAGGCUGAGGAGGAGACGCGCAGUCGAGGUGCCAUCGUCAUCAAGCCCGGAGGCCGUUACCUGGGCAAGAAGGUUCAGUUUCGGAAGCCAGCCCCAGGGGCAGUGGAUGCUGUGCCCUCCCGGAAGCGGGCAACUCCGAUCAACCCGGCCAGCGCCAUCAAGAAGUGCAGCGCUGGCAGCGCCGGCGGGGGCAGCGGGGUGGCUCAGCGGCCCUUCCGGGACCGCGUGCUGCACCUGCUGGCCCUGAGGCCCUACCGGAAGGCCGAGCUGCUGCUACGGCUGCAGAAGGAUGGCCUGGCGCAGGCGGACAAGGACGCGCUGGACGGCCUCCUCCAGCAGGUGGCCAACGUGAGUGCCAAGGAUGGCACGUGCACCCUGAAGGACUGUGUGUACAAGGAUGUGCAGAAGGACUGGCCUGGCUACUCGGAGGGAGACCAGCAGUUGCUGAAGCGGAUGCUCAUUCGGAAACUCUGCCAGCCACAGAGCACAGGGGGCCUCCCUGGGGAACUUGCUGCCAACAGUCCUCCGAGCGAGCACGGGAGCUCAACCUCGCCCCCUCAGAAACGGCCGCAGCCUCCUGAUUUCAUUGACCCUCUGGCCCACAAGAAACCCAGGAUAUCGCACUUCACCCAGAGAGCUCAGCCCACAGUCAACGGGAAGUUGAGCGCGACCCUCGGCCGCGAGGGCCUGCUGCCCACCCCGGGCCCCCUGGCUGGUACGGACACCCACCUGCCCCUGCGACUGGAGCCGCCGCGGGCCCACGACCCCUUGGCCGAUGUCAGCAACGACCUGGGCCACAGCGGCCGGGACUGUGAGCGUGGGGAAGUGGCUGCCCCAGCCCCUACUGAGCGCCUCAGCAUGCCCCUGCUGACGGACUGUGCCCAGCCCAGCAGGCCCCACGGCAGCUCCUUGCACAGCAAAUCCAAGAAGAAAUCCAAGAAGCACAAAGACAAGGAGAGGGCAGCUGAGGACAGGCCCCGGGACCGGCCACUCAGCCAGAUGCCGGGCCCCCCUGGAGCCCCUCCAGUUGCCCCACCAGUCACCCCGGGUUUAAACGGGACCUGCAGCAGCUCAAGUGUCCCCACGUCGACCUCGGAGACGCCCGACUACUUGCUAAAAUACGCCACCAUCUCCUCCUCGGAGCAGCGGCAGAGCUACAAGAAUGACUUCAACGCGGAGUACAGCGAGUACCGAGGCCUGCACGCCCGCAUCGAGCAGGUCACGCGGCGCUUCACGCAGCUCGACGCGCAGCUCCGGCAGCUCUCGCAGGGCUCCGAGGAGUACGAGACUACUCGUGGGCAGAUCCUUCAGGAAUAUCGAAAAAUCAAAAAGACCAACACCAACUACAGCCAGGAGAAGCACCGCUGCGAGUACCUGCACAGCAAGCUGGCCCACAUCAAGAGGCUCAUCGCCGAGUACGACCAGCGACAGCUUCAGGCGUGGCCUUAGCCCCAGGCCACGGGGCAGGAGGUCCCAGUCGACCAGCCAGGCCAGCCCACCUCAGCUGGCUGACUGUUGUGGAUGGUGGGGGAGCUGGGGGCAAGGGGGAGCUAAGGACAAGAAAACAGAUUUAUUUAACACAAUAAACGUGAGGAAGAAUACAGUCA
This is a messenger RNA of Budorcas taxicolor (takin), 2026 nucleotides long. RefSeq names its product elongation factor for RNA polymerase II (gene ELL). The record is from RefSeq and is a predicted model, not a curated record. Gene Ontology annotation, molecular function: cis-regulatory region sequence-specific DNA binding. Gene Ontology annotation, biological process: positive regulation of transcription elongation by RNA polymerase II; transcription elongation by RNA polymerase II; snRNA transcription by RNA polymerase II. Lineage: Eukaryota; Metazoa; Chordata; Mammalia; Artiodactyla; Bovidae. The transcript is spliced from 12 exons. Gene Ontology annotation, cellular component: transcription elongation factor complex. The coding region runs from base 15 to 1868 and encodes 617 amino acids.